CGUUCCUUAUUCCAAUUUGGGGGCCCUGUCGGGACACUUUUUUUUCUCUUUUCUCCCAAAGUCGUCGGCAAAUACGAACGACACAAAAUGGCCAUCCAAAACCGGAUGGCUGUCGAUCCCAUGGCCGUCACCUGGUCCGAGCGUUACAAUAAAACAUUCGAAAAAGUCUGGGCCAAAUUACCAAAUUUCGUCGGCUCCUUUAUCGCCACAGCCGCCGUUUUCAUCCUCGGAUCUUCCAUUCACGGCGAUUGGCUGCUGAUCCUGGUGCACUUUAUCAAAUAUUUGCGCCACGGACAAGAGGACAACAACAGCACAAUGUCGUCUAGUGAUGAAGAGGAGGACUCGUCGAUUUACGGCGAUUUCUCGCUCAAGGAUUACAAACUGCAGGGGCUGUCGCUUUACAUCAUCCCGGCGACCAUCGUCUCGUACGUGACGUAUUUCGGAGUCGGCGGUUUCCUGCACUGGUACUACUACGUGCGUCAACGCGACCGACCCGAAGAAUGGAAGUGUCAGCCGACCAAGUGGCUCUCGCCCGAAUUGGAAAGGCACGAGAUCCUGCUCGGCUCCUUGUCGCUUUUAUUCGGCUCCAUCCUGUCGGGCAUCAUGUCCUGUUACAUCAUGAACGGCGGAGACACCUACAUUUAUUACAAUUACGCCGACUACGGAUACCUCUGGGCUGUGCUCCAGUGGCCAGCCAUCUUCAUCUGGCAGGACUAUUUGACCUACUGGGGUCACAGGGCUUUCCACAUGCCUUUCUUGUACAAACACUUUCAUAAAUUACACCACACUUAUAAGCAACCGACGGCCUUUUCCGUGACGGCCAUCCAUCCAGCCGAAUUUCUAUUUUUCCAAUGCAUCCUCAUCUCGCCCAUGUUCCUAGUCCCCACCCACUGGAUCACCAUCACGAUCCUGCUGUUCUACACCUACUACCACGGCAUCAUCGACCAUUCGGGAAUCAAUUUCAAGGCCUACUGGUGGCAGCCAUGGCAACCGCAUUGCAUCUUCCACGACAACCACCAUCAAUACUUUCACGUCAAUUUCGGAUUUAAUAUUGAAUACUGGGAUAAGUUGCACGGCACCUACCGGAAAAAGGACCGCGUUUACAGGGAGGAGUUCUUUUACGGCCAGGGCAAAUCCCUGGACGAGGUGACGGAAGGCGAGCUGGCCCAGGACCUUGCCGAGCGUGAGUCAGAGAAUCCGCUGGCCUAUGACAACAACCAGUACGCCUACGAGUUGAAGAGAUCCGACGUCAAAAAGAGGACAAACAAGAAGAGUCAAAAAUAAUCAAGUUCCUACUAUAAAAUACAGUUAAUCGUGUAAACGCUUCGCUUCAUUUCAAAAAAUAUUAAAACACUCGCGCCAAUGAA
Molecule: messenger RNA, 1367 nt
Organism: Daphnia pulicaria
Lineage: Eukaryota; Metazoa; Arthropoda; Branchiopoda; Diplostraca; Daphniidae
Product: lathosterol oxidase-like
Exons: 5
Coding region: 88-1284 (398 amino acids)
Biological process (GO): sterol biosynthetic process
Molecular function (GO): iron ion binding; C-4 methylsterol oxidase activity
Source: RefSeq, a predicted model, not a curated record